AUGGCGCGGAGGUGGCGGGGAGGAGGUGGCCGCGUGCCCAGGAGACCCGCAGGGACGGGCACCUCGCGCGGCCGCUUCUGCCCCCGCAGCAGUUCCGGUCAGGAGCGCGCCGCCGCCACCAUUUUCCGGGGUUUGAAAAUGGCGGCCGCGAAGGGGCCAGCCAAUCAGAGGACAGCAGUGGAGCAGCUUCCCGAGGGCAUGAGGGAGUGCCUUUCCAUUCAUAUUGGCCAAGCUGGCAUCCAGAUUGGGGAUGCUUGCUGGGAACUCUAUUGUCUGGAACAUGGAAUCCAGCCAGAUGACAUUGUUCUCAACGGUGAAAAGGGUCAGUUGGAAAAUGCUAGAAUGGAUAGUAUGGAUGCAUCUUUUGAUACCUUCUUUUGUGAGACAAGAGCUGGGAAGCAUGUGCCCAGAGCACUCUUCAUGGACUUGGAGCCAACUGUUAUAGAUGGCAUCCGUGCUGGCAAGUACCAUUCCCUCUUCCACCCUGAGCAGCUCCUGAACGGAAAGGAAGCUGGCAACAACUAUGCCAGAGGUCGCUGUUCUGUGGGGUCAAGGAUCACUGACCUCGUGCUGGAGAGGAUCUGGAAGCUGGCGAAACAGUGCAGUGGGCUGCAGGGAUUUUUGAUUUUCUGAAGCUUUGGAGGAGGCACCGGAUCAGGAUUUACAUCCCUCUUACUGGAGCAGCUCUCGACAGAAUAUGACAGGAAGAUGAAAUUGGAGUUCUCUGUCUACCCAGCCCCCAGGAUCUCCACUGCUGUCGUAGAGCCUUACAACUCUAUCCUCACCACCCACUCCACCAUAGAGCACUCGGACUGCACCUUCAUGGUGGACAACGAGGCGAUCUAUGACAUUUGCCAUCAUUAACUUGGUGCUGAACGCCCCUCUUAUGCCAGCAUUAAUAGGCUUAUAGGUCAGGUGGUAUCUUCCAUCACGGCUUCCCUACGAUUUGAAGGGCCCUUGAAUCUGGACCUAAUUGAAUUCCAGACCAACCGACCCUCUCCAAGAAUACAUUUCCCCAUGACAACCUUUGCUCCCAUCAUCUCUGCUGACAGUGCCUACCAUGAGGAGUUCUCUGUGUCAGACAUCACUGCUGCUUGCUUUGAGUCUUCCAACCAGCUGGUCAAGUGUGAUCCUCACUUGGGGAAGUAUAUGGCCUGCUGCCUACUCUACAGAGGAGAUAUGGUCCCUAAGGAUGUGAAUGCAGCAAUUGCAGCCAUCAAGUCAAGAAACUCUGUGCAGUUUGUAGAUUGGUGCCCCACUGGUUUCAAGGUAGGCAUCAACACUCAGCCCCCCAUGGUGAUGCCAGGGGGAGAACUGGCCAAGGUGCAGUGGGCUGUCUGCCUGCUCAGCAAUACCACAGCCAUUGUGGAUGCCUGGGCCCACCUAGACUACAAGUUUGACCUCAUGUAUGCCAAGAAGGCAUUUCUACAUUGGUACAUCAGAGAAGGCAUGGAGGAAGGCGAGUUCUUAGAGGCCAGAGAAGAUUUGGCAGCCCUGGAGAAGGACUAUGAGGAAGCAGGGCAAAGUCUCUGAGGCAAAUGUGACUGAUGGAAAUGAACAUUAAGCUGAAGGGUCAUGCUUUCUUUCCGAGAGAUUAUACAUUAGUGGGUAGAGUUGCCUUGAUUGCAAGAAAAAGGAAAUCAAAUCAAGCAAGAUCCCCAGCUCCACCAUAAAUUAAAGGGGCACUGUUAACAAAGAGCACAUUUUUCCUUCUCUGUCCCUGGGAUCCAGCACUGCUACUUGGGAGCCUGCAAGGUUUGGAGUCCUUUGAACCUCUGGAUCAUUUCUAUGUGUUUUUUUUUUUUGGUCAUGAUAGAAACCUAACUUUAUUCUUCGCUUUGUUAACCAUGGGACUAUGAAACCCUAAAGUCAAUGAUUUCCCUUUCCUGCACCUGAGGCAGAACACAGCACAUAUUGAUUAUUAAUGUUAUUUCCCCCAUAUCUAUGAUUUGUACAUUGAUCAAAUAAUGAAGAUUUUCAGUG
This is a messenger RNA of Manis pentadactyla (Chinese pangolin), 1983 nucleotides long. Its product is annotated as tubulin alpha chain-like 3. Gene Ontology annotation, molecular function: GTP binding; structural constituent of cytoskeleton. Gene Ontology annotation, cellular component: microtubule; cytoplasm. Lineage: Eukaryota; Metazoa; Chordata; Mammalia; Pholidota; Manidae. Gene Ontology annotation, biological process: microtubule cytoskeleton organization; mitotic cell cycle. The record is from RefSeq and is a predicted model, not a curated record.